Ficedula albicollis (Collared flycatcher) is the source of this 3947-nucleotide messenger RNA. It is a transcript of the gene GALNT16, whose product is annotated as polypeptide N-acetylgalactosaminyltransferase 16. The transcript has 16 exons. The record is from RefSeq and is a predicted model, not a curated record. The coding region runs from base 128 to 1636 and encodes 502 amino acids. Gene Ontology annotation, cellular component: Golgi apparatus. NCBI's taxonomy places the organism in Eukaryota, Metazoa, Chordata, Aves, Passeriformes, Muscicapidae.
UGCCGGCAGGUCGGCCGGCGGUAGCGGCGGCCGGGGCGGGCAGAGGGCGGCCGGCAGGCUGGAGCUGCGCCGGGAGGAGAGGACCAUCCCCCUGAUCGUCAUGUGCAAUUGACUCUUCAGAAAUGUGAUGACGAGGGCUCCCCAGGGAGAGAGGAGCAGCCGGCGGGGUUUUGAUGAGAAGGCUUACUUGUCCUCCAAGGUGCUGAAGGCUGGAGAAGACCCCUACCGCCAGCACGCCUUCAACCAGCUGGAGAGUGACAAACUCAGCAGUGACCGCCCCAUCCGGGACACCAGGCACUACAGGUGCACCUCGGUACGCUAUGACCCUGACCUGCCUGCCACCAGCGUCAUCAUCACCUUCCACAACGAGGCGCGAUCUACCCUGCUCCGCACGGUGAAGAGUGUUCUGAACCGCACCCCUCCCAGUCUCAUCCAGGAGAUCAUUUUGGUAGAUGACUUCAGCUCAGAUCCUGAGGACUGCCAGCUCCUUACCAAGAUUCCAAAGGUCAAGUGUCUACGAAACACUCAUCGAGAAGGGCUGAUCCGCUCUCGGGUGCGAGGAGCUGAGCUGGCAGCUGCUGACAUCCUCACCUUCCUGGACAGUCACUGUGAGGUCAACAGCGAGUGGCUGCAGCCAAUGCUUCAGAGAGUGAAAGAGGAUUAUACCCGAGUGGUGAGUCCAAUCAUUGAUGUUAUCAGCCUGGAUAAUUUUGCCUACCUGGCAGCAUCAGCAGAUUUGAGGGGAGGGUUUGACUGGAGCCUUCACUUUAAGUGGGAACAGAUUCCUAUAGAGCAGAAGAUGUCCAGAACAGACCCAACUCAGUCUAUAAGAACCCCUGUCAUAGCAGGAGGCAUCUUUGUGAUUGACAAGUCCUGGUUUAACCACCUGGGAAAAUACGACACUCAAAUGGACAUCUGGGGAGGAGAAAAUUUUGAGCUCUCGUUCCGAGUGUGGAUGUGCGGAGGCAGCUUGGAGAUUGUUCCCUGCAGUCGAGUGGGACACGUGUUCAGGAAACGCCAUCCCUACGACUUUCCUGAGGGCAAUGCACUGACUUACAUCAAGAACACCAAGCGCACAGCAGAGGUGUGGAUGGACGACUACAAGCAGCACUACUACGAGGCACGGCCGUCGGCUGUCGGCAAGUCCUUCGGGAGUGUUGCAGAGCGAGUGGAGCUGCGGCACAAACUGAACUGUAAAUCCUUCCAGUGGUAUCUGGAGAAUGUCUACCCCGAGCUCAAGAUUCCUGAAAAAGAGUUGAUUCCAGGAAUAAUUAGGCAAGGAAGAAACUGUCUGGAGUCUCAGACACAGGAUACCACAGGGAAUAUAUUGGCUGGCAUGGGAAACUGUAAAGGAACAGUGAACAAUCCACCUGUCACUCAGGAAUGGAUAUUCAGUGACCCUCUAAUUAGACAGCAGGACAAGUGUCUUUCCAUUACCUCCUUCUCUGCUGGUUCUCAAAUCACACUGGAAGCUUGCAGUCAAAAAGACAGCAGACAGAAGUGGAAGAUGAAAGGCAGUUUCAUUCAACACUUUGUCAGUGGUCUCUGCCUGGAAAACCAGACUGGAAGAGUGGUGACCAAACCCUGUCAAGCAGGUGUACCUGGCCAACAGUGGGAGCUGCUCCAAGCAACAUGAUGGUAGCACAGAGAUCUCCUUGUUUCUUUGUGCAUGAGACUUUGGGAACAGAGGGGGAUCAGGAAGGGAGGAAUGGUUUUAUAUGUCUGACCCUAAAUGUUUUCAUUGUGCCCAUCAGUAAGCACCACUUCAGCUGAGCACUUGAUGUUUUUGAGCUUUUCAGAGAAGAAGCUGGGGGUGAGAGGCAUCAGGACAGUUGUCAAAAUCUUCUGAUGUACUGUUUUAAGUUUUCCUUUGUAGCUGGUGCCUGUGCACAGCUGCACCUAGAGAUGGAGGAGGACUCAGCCCAAUACUUGCUGCUUUCCCCAUCCUUUCCUUUCUCUGCAUCCAGAGUCCACAACCUUCAGUCCAGCAGCUCAGGCUGUGCUUGUACAAACAAUGGUAGCUCUUUGGCUUCCCUGGCUUUUUGCUCUAACAUCGUGCAUUUUUUAUGCAUAUGUCUCUCAGCAAGGACUGGUCAGAAGAGUCACUGUGAUCAGUGGAGAGGCUGGGAAAGAGCUAGCAGAUCCUGGGGGCAGGUUUGCCACCUCUUCUUGGUGGCCCCAUUCCUUCCUCUGCCCACAGUAGCUGCCCUACAGCCAAUUGUGCUGAGGUUGGGCAGUGCUGACAAGAGAGAUUGAAAAGGGACAAUCUGUUUUACCAGCCUAACCAGGGAUUGUUUCAGGGACUAUUCCCUGUUGAAGUCUUCCUUCCAGCUUUUUCAUGUGUGGAAGGCCAGCCCUGCCCCCAAGAGUGGCCAAGCCUGCAGUUCAGGGUACUCUGUUCUGGUGGAGCCAGCCACACACAGACAGAGGUGCUGCACAUGGCUCGGGCAUGUGGCAGGAGCCCACCCAGAUGCCCACUGUGAGAGACAGAAGGGGACAGCCCCCAGGUCAUAGCAGACUUCUUGCUUGUUCUCCUGCUUGUCUCUCCAGCUCUGCAUAGCCCCUGUGAACAGAGCCUGGCAUGACAAACCACCCACUCCCUCUGUCUAGCUGUUUUUCCUUCUCUCUUUGAGAAAGAUGAGGCAAAAAGGCUGGGGCUGCUCUACUUUUGACAUCCCUCUCUCUUCCCAGUGAGCACCUUGGGGAGAGGUUAGCUGGUGAAGCUGAAACUGCCCCCUGCACAGAUGCUGCCACAGUGCAGGGCCUGCUCUGAGAGAGGCUCCUUUGUGUUCUGGAAAUACCAAAGACACUGGUGGUCUCUAGCUAGCAUCCCAAUCCUGCUCCCAGUUACCAGUCAGCUCUAGCCACAUGUGGGUUUUCAAACCUGCCAAGGGAUGCUUACCUAUUCAAAUAAAGUCCCCACAACCUUGCCUUCUGCUAACUAGAUCUGUUAAAUUUUCCUCUUGAGGUAGAUUCUGUAAACCAACCUUCCUUUCCAAGACCCUGACAGGGGAGCCAGAUGGUGGGACCACUUCAUUAGGCAAUUGCUUGCCUGGAUCCCUUCUAAUCUGGUGUAGAAGAAACAGAUUGUUCAUUUGGAUUCUGAGCAGCUGUUUGCUUUUAUCAUGUUUGUAUCUCUUUUUAAUUCUUUCUCUUGGCUUGGUAUUAGCCCAAACAGUUGACAGAAGAACAGAUAAUGUCCUUCAUACAUUGCAUGUGCUUAGUGUGAAAACCAGAGAAUGUUUUUGGUUCCUGGUUUAAAAAAAUUAAAUCCAUCACGUGGCAGGAGCUCUUAUCCUGUCUCCCCCUUCACUUUGAAAUCAGAUCCCCAUCUCAGCACUGAUCAGCCAGAAGAAUGACCUGCCUGCACUGGGAAAAUUCACAAGAGAGUUCCUUUUGAUCCUUACAGAAUGAUGCAGCUGCUCUUCUGUGUGGAAAUGAGGACACUGAUUCUGCAGUGAUUUCUCUUUGCCUGUAUAGAGAUGCUUUGGGCCAGAACCACUGAGGUCAGGAGAGAGCAGAGAAGGAAGGAAAAUAGCCUAGGAAUGGAAUGAGAGCAGGCCAGACAGACCCAUUGAGGGGAGAGAUGCCAUCCUAUUAGCUACUGCAUGUUUAAACAAGAAUAUACAGGAGAUGGUCCUUUCAGAAUAGCAUCAUUAUGCAGUAGGAGACAGGAACAGUCAAGUUCUUACCUGCCUGGCUUGAAAAGUCUUGAUGCAAAGACAGCUGAAGUGCCACUGAGCAGGUACUGUUUGUAAACUCCAUAUACAAUGAAGUGUGCAAGGAUUACAUAUUUUCAUCAAAACACAGCCUAAGUGGACCACCUGACCUCCCCCAGUUUCACUCUCCAGCGCUACCAGGUACUGCCUCCUUCCUCCCUGCUCCCACUGUGUGUGUGUGCAGCUUUCUUGCAGUUCUCUCUUCAUAACCACUCUGGGACCAGGACC